Salvia splendens (bonfire salvia) is the source of this 1326-nucleotide messenger RNA. Its product is annotated as probable UDP-3-O-acylglucosamine N-acyltransferase 2, mitochondrial. The record is from RefSeq and is a predicted model, not a curated record. Gene Ontology annotation, biological process: lipid A biosynthetic process. NCBI's taxonomy places the organism in Eukaryota, Viridiplantae, Streptophyta, Magnoliopsida, Lamiales, Lamiaceae. The transcript is spliced from 10 exons. Bases 206 to 1081 code for a protein of 291 amino acids.
AACUUUUGUUCUCGAGGAGAGAAUCUCACACAUUAGUAGCUGAUGAUAAUUGAAAAUUUAUAUUAACAGGGAAGACCAAAGCUUGGUGGAAUUCCUGUUGAAAUUGCAUAUCUGUCUCAAAAUUAGGGUUUGCCAAUGGCAAUGCGCUUUGCCAAAUUAAUCGCUCUCUCAGAACCUAAAAUCUCCGCAUUGAUUCCUGAAUCCAAUGACGCAGCUAUCGUAUUCUCAAGGCUCGUUUCAACCAAUUGCACAACUCAAAAUACAGGUAUUCUGCUUGUCAAUUACCACUUUCAAUGCAAAAUUAGGUGAGGAUGCCAAGAUGGAAUAUCAAGAUUUUCAGAAAUGGUGCAAUGGAGGAGGAUUGUUUCACAAAUCUGCUUAUAUUGAUCCAAGUGCUAGAAUAGAGGUCGGAGCAGUGGUGCACUCGGAAUCUGUUGUGGGUGCAAAUGUCCAUGUUGGGACAGGAAGCGUUGUUGGACCUGCUGUAACAAUUGGUCAAUCUACAAGAACAGGUUAUAACGUUGUACUGAGUAAUUGCACAGUUGGUGAUUUCUGUGUUAUUCAUCAUGGGGUCUGCAUAGGUCAAGAUGGUUUUGGAUUUUUUGUUGAUGAAAAAGGGCUUAUGGUGAAGAAGCCUCAAUGCUUGAAAGCAAGAAUAGGCAACUAUGUGGAAAUUGGUGCAAGUACAUGCAUCGACAGGGGCAGUUGGCGUGACACUGCAGUUGGGGAUCACACAAAAAUCGAUAAUUUGGUACAGAUAGGUCACAACGUGGAAAUAGGGAAAAAUUGUAUGCUAUGCGGGCAAGUUGGAGUUGCAGGUUCAGUGACGAUUGGAGAUUAUGUGAUAUUAGGUGGAAGAGUUUCUAUCAAGGAUCAUGUUUGCGUAGCAUCAAAGGUCCGGCUAGCUGCAAAUAGCUGUGUAACCAAGAACAUCUCUGAAGCAGGGGAUUAUGGAGGCUUCCCUGCUAUGCCUAUUCACGAGUGGAGAAAGCAAGUUAUCAGUGCUCGCCAAACUUCAAAAGAAUUUUGGCAAAAUAAAAAGAAGAAACCCGUUUCAGACAAGUCUAAUCCGAGUACAUAAUAUGUUCAACUCUGUCACGUUGGAGAGGUUAUGAAGAUCCCCGAGCAGGCGGAUUCAUAAGCCGGAACUGUUUAUUGCAGCUUAUAAGAGGACUCAGUUAUUCUUUAGUCACUCAUUAGCGAGGAUGACUUUUUUCAUGUUCUGUGACUACAUUUUGUUCUUUACAAAAAAGAUUCAGUAAAUUCCUUUCGCAGCAAUUCCUUGCAAAACAAACAAUGACAGAAGAAGAAAAAAAAUGUUCGAUA